This is a messenger RNA of Colletotrichum navitas, 189 nucleotides long. RefSeq lists its product as uncharacterized. NCBI's taxonomy places the organism in Eukaryota, Fungi, Ascomycota, Sordariomycetes, Glomerellales, Glomerellaceae. The record is from RefSeq and is a predicted model, not a curated record. The coding region runs from base 1 to 189 and encodes 62 amino acids. The transcript is spliced from 2 exons.
AUGUCUGGAAAGAUGACGAAAUCGGACGCCUCCCGCAUCCAGAGCGCCCAGGCACAAGGCGGCAAAGACAUGUCGUCCGGUGGCUUCGCUGCCAGGGCCCAGAGCGCGGGGGACCGAAACGCCAACGCCAACGCCGGCGGAGGAGCCCAGCAGCAGGGCGGUCAGCAGCAGCAGGGCGGAAAGAAGUAA